CUCAACCUUGAAGAUGGUGAGUAGCCAGCCAAAGUACGAUCUAAUACGGGAGGUAGGCCGAGGUAGUUACGGUGUUGUGUAUGAAGCCGUCAUCAGAAAGACUUCUGCACGGGUUGCAGUGAAGAAAAUUCGAUGCCACGCACCUGAAAAUGUUGAACUAGCUCUUCGUGAGUUCUGGGCACUAAGCAGUAUCAAGAGCCAGCAUCCAAAUGUGAUUCACUUGGAGGAAUGCAUCCUACAGAAAGAUGGGAUGGUGCAAAAGAUGUCCCAUGGCUCUAAUUCUUCCCUUUACUUACAGCUUGUAGAGACUUCAUUAAAAGGAGAAAUUGCCUUUGAUCCCAGAAGCGCCUAUUAUUUGUGGUUUGUAAUGGAUUUUUGUGAUGGAGGAGAUAUGAAUGAAUAUCUGCUGUCCAGAAAGCCCAAUCGUAAAACUAAUACCAGCUUCAUGCUUCAGCUAAGCAGUGCUCUGGCUUUCUUGCACAAAAACCAGAUCAUCCACCGAGAUCUGAAGCCUGAUAACAUCCUGAUUUCUCAAAGCAGGUUGGAUACAAGUGACUUGGAACCUACACUGAAAGUGGCAGAUUUUGGUCUAAGUAAAGUUUGUUCAGCCUCUGGGCAAAAUCCAGAAGAACCUGUGAGUGUAAACAAGUGCUUCCUUUCUACCGCCUGUGGAACUGAUUUCUACAUGGCUCCUGAAGUGUGGGAAGGACACUAUACAGCGAAAGCAGACAUCUUUGCUCUGGGGAUCAUCAUCUGGGCCAUGCUGGAAAGGAUCACAUUCAUAGACACAGAGACAAAGAAAGAACUCUUGGGGAGUUAUGUAAAACAAGGAACUGAGAUUGUGCCUGUUGGGGAGGCACUUCUGGAAAAUCCCAAAAUGGAACUUCUCAUUCCUGUGAAGAAAAAAUCUAUGAAUGGGCGAAUGAAACAACUGAUUAAGGAGAUGCUGGCUGCGAACCCUCAGGAUCGCCCAGAUGCUUUUGAAUUAGAACUCAGAUUAGUACAAAUUGCAUUUAAAGACAGCAGCUGGGAAACGUGACAUAUUAUUUGCAAAUAUCUUGGAUGACAUGCUGCUUCUGAUUUAACAGUGAUGCAACAUUAUGUGGCUGAAAAAGAAUACAAAAGCUAACUCCGCAUUCUAAGGGUUUAAGAUUUUGUUGUGGGCUGUUUUCUUUUUCUUUUUCUGAAUUUAAGCCAGCCAUUUUGUUAGUAUGUUUUAAAUGUGUAUUACCAAUGUAGGUGUAAAUUUUUUUUUAAACCAUUGGUAGAAGUUUGGCAGAAAAAGCCAAGAAAAGAGUCCAGUUUUCUGAAAAUGUCUCAAGUAUUUUAGACAUUCCUUGUCAGUAUUAGGCAUUUCCAUGGAAGAAGAGGUUUGCGUGCUGGUUAUGCAACCUUUGAAGCUUUGUAAAGGAAACAUAUAUGUAUAUAUUUAUGUAUAUGUAAGUUUGUGAAUGUGCAUUUUGCAUUCCAGAUGAAGAAAAUGCCACUUCUGUUUAAAUUAUUUGUUACAGGUUUGAGUUUUUGAGAUUUGCUGAUGAAAUCAGUGAUGAAAAGUAAGCCUUCCCUCCCCUCCCCAGUCCCUCCCUCUGAAUGAAAAAUACUAAAUUUUUGUUUUUUAUUCUUUUUGUACUAGUAUGCAGUUUUUUGUUUCUCUUUUUUGAAGCCAUCAUUUUGGAGGAGGUAAAAUUAUGAGUAAACAUAAUUGAAAUUAAGCAAUUCAAAGCUGCUGAAGUACGUUUGAAUUCUCCAGUACCCUAUAGCUGUUAGGGUUGAGUUAAUUAUGCAAAUCAUAUAGUAGCAGGUUGGCAAGGACACUGGUAAUACAGUCACACCUUUAGGUAACUGAGUGUUUAAUUAAAACCACUGCACUGGGACAUGUCUUUUGUUUUGUGGGUUUUUUUGUUUGUUUGUUUUGGUUUGUUUUGUUUAAGACAGGGUCUCAUUGGGUAGUACAGGC
Messenger RNA from Octodon degus (degu), 1957 nucleotides. RefSeq names its product PDLIM1 interacting kinase 1 like (gene Pdik1l). Bases 14 to 1039 code for a protein of 341 amino acids. Gene Ontology annotation, molecular function: ATP binding; protein kinase activity. The transcript has 2 exons. Gene Ontology annotation, biological process: protein phosphorylation. The record is from RefSeq and is a predicted model, not a curated record. Lineage: Eukaryota; Metazoa; Chordata; Mammalia; Rodentia; Octodontidae.